AUGUUACGAACACAAGUCAUCAAGCUCGCCAGGGCUUCUGCGGCUCCCUCGGUCCGUCGAUCCUUUUCCAUCACGGCCGUGCGAGCUUCUGAGGGAGAUACUGGGGCACCCAGAUAUGGUGGAUCUGCUGCUGGUGAUGCCUUCACUCGACGCGAACAAGCCAGCGAGACAAAGUUCAUCAGAGAGAAAGAAAUGGAGAGGUAUUUUCCCCUGGAGCAGAAGGUCUUUUGUAAGUGGCUGACCUGUGCCUUCGCUUCCAACAACAGUUUGCGAAAAUUGAAGGAGAAACUCGCCCAACAGCGGAAACACCUUGAUGAGCUGGAUGAGCAUAUCCAAGAGUUGGAGAGGGACGCUGCUGGUGAAGAUCCUCAACAUACCAAGGGCAAUUAG
Fonsecaea erecta is the source of this 390-nucleotide messenger RNA. RefSeq lists its product as hypothetical. Gene Ontology annotation, cellular component: mitochondrion. Lineage: Eukaryota; Fungi; Ascomycota; Eurotiomycetes; Chaetothyriales; Herpotrichiellaceae. The record is from RefSeq and is a predicted model, not a curated record. The transcript has 2 exons. Gene Ontology annotation, molecular function: ATPase inhibitor activity. Gene Ontology annotation, biological process: negative regulation of ATP-dependent activity. The coding region runs from base 1 to 390 and encodes 129 amino acids.